AUGUCGUUCUCUACCACCAGUGGUGCCUUCGAACGGCCACCUUCUAGUUUUGACACGCAACCAAAUGUCCUGUCGUUUGAAUCCCAGGUUAAGGCGUCACCUUUUGUCAAUGAUCUUCUCGAUCGCUUGCUCCGUUGCGAGUACUCGACUAAGGAGAUACAGCGCGAACUUGGAGACGUGACGCGUAAAGUUAACUUCCUCGUUGAGAGGGCCUUGGCGGAUGCAACUCCCAAUGAUCCCGGUAUGCCGAGCAGGAAUGGCUCCAUUGCGAACUUCAGUCAGUCGCGGCUGCCGGGUGGCAAUGCCCUGCACAAUCAAGAUGAGAUUCGCGUCCUUCAGCAGCGAAUCAACACCCUGACGACGUCUGUGAGCCAGCUGUUGGCGUUGCAAACGCAACAACAUAUGAAUAAUGUCACCGCCAUUCAUGCAAACGGUAAUAUUGGUACUCAGAACCCUAAUAAUAAUGUCGAGCAGCAUAGCUUGAGUUUUGCUAACGUUCUGAGUCCGUCCAAUGCUCAAAAUGUCGGGCCAGUGCAAGGCGUUGGACUUGCGUCCCACCAAGUCCAUGCAUUGCCAAGCCGUCCCGAGGUUGGGAUGGUUACUCAUCGCAAUCGGGCGCCUCCCUCACGGCAGUGGUCUGCUACCAGCUCAGACUUGAUGCAAAGGAGUGCCAGCGAUGCUGGCCUUCCCGGUUUUGGGCAGUUAAUAAAGGACAAGCGCAAAGCGUCUCUGGGAGUGGUGCGAAGGGAUUCAACUUCAACAAUUGAUAGCGACAAUGCAUCUGGUGGACGCGAUACCGGUCCUGCUAUUACGAAAUGGGAGCAGUUGCCUUUAUUCCCUGAUUUGCUGCGUUCCAUUGCAAAGUAUGGUGUUGGUCCACCAAAUAAGAUCCAGCAACGGGCCCUUCCCUUCCUUCUUCGCGGUUCGGAUAUUAUCGCUCAAGCCCCUCCAACUCAGGAGCGCAUCGCUGCGUACGUGAUUCCGGCGAUCCACGUGGCUUUGACAAGCAUCGCCAACAAACCGUUCAACCGCGGACCUCUCGUGGUUAUCAUUUCCACUACUGUUGAUCAAGCCACUCAAGCUCAAAGGAUGGUUCGAGACCUCGGUGGUCCCAUUGGCGUUCGCUCCGCUCUUGGUGUUGGUACUGGCGGAGACGUCGUGCAAGAGCUUCGCCUGUUGCAACAGAGCAUGCCGCACAUCCUGUGUGGGACGCCGCAGAAGCUUCAUGCGCUAUUCACAUCCCCUGGUGGUCUUCCUGGCCAAGAGGUUCGCUUCUUAGUGCUCGAUGAGGUCGACCAACUCAUUGCGCGCAACCUACAUGAAUUCGUUUUUAACAUUGUUAAACUCUUCCCUUCGCCUCGCCCUAGAGUGGCUGCGGUAGCUGGGAGUGUGGCACCCGUUGCGAACGCAUUACCCAACUCUCACACCACUUUCAGCCCUUUUGAUCAAGUCUCGAACAAUGAAGGAGCCCGUUCCUCAUCCCCUGCGGGCCCCGGCGCAGUCCGGUUCUCUUCAACCCUCUCCAUCAUUGGUAAUCCUGAGGCUGGAAGCAACAGCGGUGGCGAGAAACCAGGAACUCGCACUUCGAACCUGCCUCUGAUUGCGCCUGCUUCUCCUGAGCGACAGACCGCUCUUUUCUCAAACACCGUUCCGCAGGAUGUCCUCAGCCUUGCGAAUAACAUCCAACUCCGAGAACCAGUGCGCGUGCUUGUUCGGCGAGAUGGGAAUGCUGCGCAUGGAGACGGAGCUCAAGGUCCACGUGCAUUACGCCAAUUCUACCUUUACCUGGCUUUCACUUCCGGUGGGCGCCUCGACUCCAGCAAUGGAAACCAUGCUGCUGGUGUCAUUGGCUCGGGCCGUGGCGUUUCUAACGCAGAGACGGUUCAAGCAAAGGAAUGGAAGCUCGAUGCGUUAGCCGAUCUCUUCGAUGACAUCGAUCCACCUUACGCAAUUGUUCAUGUUGGAAGUGGCGCGUCUCUUGAUAGUGUCAUGUAUAAACUUGGAAGCCGCGGUUUAGACACUGUUGCAUUUCACAACGACAUGAACUCAGGAACAAAAUCUGCGGCCCUCAGUAAAUUCCGCCAUAAUGAUGAUAUUCAAGACAGGAUUGGACGGCCUCUUGUCACCCGAGUCCUCGUGGUUUUCGACGCCCCAGUUAAAUUGCCAGAUUCUUUCCAUGUCCCAUUAGUCGUCAACUACGAUCUCCCAAAAGCUGUUGAGGAGUACGCUCACUGUGUUGCUCCUGCUUCAACUUCAAACCAGCAACGCCCUGGCGUGGUCGUUAACUUUGUUACUGCUACUGGUGGCGACGUGGAGAUGUUGCGGUCGAUUGAGUGUUUCUACAAAAUAAAAUGCCCCGAAGUCCCUCCUAGCCUGCGUGACCUUUUCUGA
Messenger RNA from Cantharellus anzutake, 2391 nucleotides. RefSeq lists its product as uncharacterized. The transcript is spliced from 8 exons. Bases 1 to 2391 code for a protein of 796 amino acids. Lineage: Eukaryota; Fungi; Basidiomycota; Agaricomycetes; Cantharellales; Hydnaceae. Gene Ontology annotation, molecular function: nucleic acid binding; ATP binding. The record is from RefSeq and is a predicted model, not a curated record.